AUGGACAACGAUUGGAAUAGAUCAUCUCUAUUCACGUCAAAAAAUCCCCCUGAGUGGGUUUUGACCCUCACCAACGAUUCCCAGGCUAGUCAACCGGUAUUCUCACAGGAGGAAACGGACAAAAUAAGCAGGAUACUUGCUUCAAUGAAUUACAAGCCAUCAAUGACAGUCAGGCUCAAAGUGAACGAUCAAACUCAACAAAGUGGAUCACAGGAUUUGGGUUUCCAAGAAGUGUGUAUCGUCAGAAGAGCGGUUCACUCACUUUAUUUGAGAGAUGGGAGACCUGAUGAAAUCCAAUUGCUACCUCUGAGUGCUGUCCUCACCAUUAGAUUCAAACUUGGAGCUUCGGUACCUGCUGAUUACAUCCCUCACAAAGUGACAGUGACUAUCCGCUGCUCUGUGGGAAGCACCAUUGAGGACACUCACUAUCAAGGUGCCAUGAUCCCAUGGUCUCGUUCCAAGCUUUCUGGAGCUCGAACAGUGCUUGCAUGCGCUCAUCUGGACAAGUUAUCGGAUGCCGGCUUUCUCAGUGCAGUAAUCACCCCUGACCAAGACAAAGGUGAUACAGAUGGGCUGAUCAGAGCUAUCAGAGUGUUGCGGGAGCUCUGCCACAGUAUGGGUUCAAACGAGUAA
Tremella mesenterica DSM 1558 is the source of this 633-nucleotide messenger RNA. RefSeq lists its product as uncharacterized. The transcript has 2 exons. Bases 1 to 633 code for a protein of 210 amino acids. The record is from RefSeq and is a predicted model, not a curated record. Lineage: Eukaryota; Fungi; Basidiomycota; Tremellomycetes; Tremellales; Tremellaceae.